Diabrotica virgifera virgifera (western corn rootworm) is the source of this 1788-nucleotide messenger RNA. Its product is annotated as juvenile hormone esterase-like. The transcript has 11 exons. The record is from RefSeq and is a predicted model, not a curated record. Bases 73 to 1521 code for a protein of 482 amino acids. Lineage: Eukaryota; Metazoa; Arthropoda; Insecta; Coleoptera; Chrysomelidae.
GUGGCUCAAAAUUGAUCAUUCUAACGAUAUAGCUAAAUAAACUAGGUUGGAAUGAAAAUUUUAUUGUAAAACAUGAUUAAAUUACUUGUUUUAUUAUUUGGGCUAGCUUUACACGUUUCAUGUGAAAAUCCAAUCGUUAGUUUGCCCAAUGGACAAAUUAGAGGCCGCCAAGUAUCAGCACCAGCUGUAGAGAAUUUCAAAUAUUAUGCUUUUCUGGGAAUACCAUAUGCUGCCCCACCUAUUGGAAAACUGCGAUUCCAAGCACCUCAACCUCAUAACAAUUGGGAAGGGGUAUUUGAAACCACCGAUAACUCAAAAAUUUGCAUCCAAGUGGGAUUGAAACAUGCUCAUGCUUCAGAAGAUUGUUUGUAUCUCAACGUGUAUUCUCCAGAUCUGUCACCUUUGCAGAAGCUACCGGUCUUGGUCUUUAUACAUGGAGGGACUUUCAGACGUGGUAGUGCAUUUGGGGGCUACAAGGCACCAGCAUUUUUAGUCAAAGAGGGCAUUGUUGUUGUCACUAUAAAUUACAGACUGGGACCGUUUGGUUUCUUGACUAGUCAGGAUAACGCCAUGCCUGGUAAUUAUGGAUUAAAGGAUCAACAUUUUGCUUUAGAAUGGGUACACCAAAAUAUACACAUAUUUGGUGGUGAUCCAGACCAAGUUACUCUAUCGGGCCAAAGUGCAGGAGCAGCUUCUGUAGCCUUCCACAUAAUGAACCCAAAAUCAGAAGAUUUAUUUAGAGCCGCUAUAGCACAUAGCGGUUCCGCUCUCAACAAUUGGGCCUAUCAACAUAAUGGAAGAGAAAUAGCAUAUGGUAUUGCUGCAGAGAUUGAUCCUAAUUUUACAAGAAACAAAACCACCGAUGAACUAUUAGAAUUUUUGACAAAUGUUCCUGCUUCUGAUAUCGAAAAGACAGCGGACAAAUUUAGCGCCUUCGCUCCUGCAAUAGAAGUCCCCAACAAUGACUCGGUAUUCUCCAAUCUGAUUUAUGAUGCUGCUACGAUGCGAUUAUUUAAUAAGGUUCCUCUUUUGAUCGGAAUUAAUUCAGAAGAAGCUGUUUUUAAAGCUAAAGAUCUACAUUCAUUAAGAAAAGAAGCUGUUGGAGUUGAUAAAGAUCCUAGUAAAUUAGUUACGUUUGAAGUUUUACCAUACAAUGAUUCAAUGCCGUCACUUGUGGGCAAUAAAAUUAAAGAUCUUUAUGUGGGCGACCAAUCUUUUGAGGAAAAUCUUGGAAAAUAUCUACAGUAUUUUGGAGACAACAGGUACAUGAGACCAGUAAUUAAAUUCGCUGAGUUGAUUUCCACAGCUGCCAACGUAUAUUUCUAUCAGUUUUCGUAUAGUGGAAAAUUGGGGGGAAACGAUGUUUCUUACCCAGGUAUUGGAAAGGUCGCACAUGGUGAAGAUUUGAAUUAUCUGUGGGUUUACCACGACGACUAUACAAGUUUUCCAGAUUCUGAUCUUAUUGCAUUAAGGCGAUAUGUACAAAUAGUGGCAAAUUUUGUUAAAAAUCUGGAACCUUAAAUUUCCGAUGAAACCAUAGACUGGCCUCUGGUACAAUCUGGAUCUAUUUCUUAUCUGGAUAUUGACGAACAAUUAUCUAUUAAAGAAAACCCGAGGGAAUUUUCGUAUGCCAAAUGGGAAGAUAUUUUCAUCUAUUAUGCAAGAACCCCAUAUCUGAGUUACUAGUACAAUAGUAGAAUAGUUUGUAUUUUGAAAUUACCUUCAGAUCUAUCAAAUAUGUAAAAAGAUAGUAUAUAAAAAUAAAAAAAUAUUUAUAGAUACAAACAA